AUGCUCGCGCCGUACUUCUCCUCGGUGGCUUGGACGCCCGAGGUGAAGGCCGCGAUGUUCACCGAGAUGGACAAGGACGCGGGCGGAUCGGUGUGCGCCGACGAGUUCUACGAGUGGAUGAUUGAGAGCGCGCAGCUCGAGGUGUCGGCGGAGGGCGUCACGAAGAUGCGCCAGCGCGAGGAGCGGUUGAAGAUCUCCACCGGCGACGUGCCGGCGCACCUGAUGGAGAUCAUCGAGGAGUCGGGCGCGAAGACGAUCGAGCAGAAGGUGACGCACGCGCUCCACUCGGGCUUCGACCGCACGAUCGCCGACCACUUCAUCUCGUGCUACCUCCUCCUGAAGGAGUGGGGAUGCCAGGAAGACGUCUGCGUCGCGGGCCUCCUCCACGCGUCGUACCGCCGCGGCGACGGCCUCCAGGCGGUGAAGCCGGCGGAGAUGCGGCCGGUGUGGCAGAAGAAGCUCGGCGCCGGCGCUGAGGAGCUCAUCUACCUCUUCCCCUCGGCGCACAAGACGGCGUACGCGUCGGACGGGCUGCUCCACGCGCCGCUCGGCUCGACGAUCUCCUUCCCCGACCUCCUCGACGACGGGAAGACGAUCACGAUCGACGACGCGCAGCGCGCGGCGCUCGCCGAGCUCGAGGUCGUCAACAGCCACGACCAAAACUUCCUCUGCAACGACGACCCGGUGCAGAACCUGUGGCAGUUCUAUCAGCACGUGACGAUCAUGCCGCUGCUCUCGGCGGGCGCGGCGGCGACGAUCAAGACCUUCCAGCAACGGGCCUUCUGCGCGGGCGUGGACUGCUCCGACAUCGUCAAGUGGCACGAGGGGCGCUUCGGCGAGGCGGGGCCCGACGCCAAGUGGCAGAAGCACAUCGAGAUGUUCAAGCCGGGCGGCCGGUACUACGACAUCGAGAAGAUUUUGCUGUCGUUCGUCGACGAGGACGGCUACACGGGCGACGGGUGCGACGCGUUGCCGUCCUACGAGAAGAAGUAGGGGUGCGUCUCGCAUCACGGGUGGGAGUGGGCAGGGAGGCGUCGGCGACAUGUUACGGCGGAAUAGCGAAUACGGCGGAGUGGGCAGGGCCAGCAUGUGGUGACGCCUCUAGGGAUGCUCAACCGCCCCACGCCACGCCGCUUGCGGCGGUCCUUGGUGUCUGCUGUCUGGGGAGUGAUCUGUCGGCGGUCAGUACGACCGAUCAGGUUGGAGUUUUCUGAUGGUUGGAGGGUCUAUCUGUGUGUACUCCUCGAGAUCUCUCCAAAUCUGCCCUCUA
This is a messenger RNA of Emiliania huxleyi CCMP1516, 1270 nucleotides long. RefSeq lists its product as hypothetical. Bases 1 to 993 code for a protein of 330 amino acids. Lineage: Eukaryota; Haptophyta; Isochrysidales; Noelaerhabdaceae. The transcript has 2 exons. The record is from RefSeq and is a predicted model, not a curated record. Gene Ontology annotation, molecular function: calcium ion binding.